GUCGGAGGCUGAAGAUCCAGUCCCUACAGUUACUUAGUAAAGGUUUCUCAGAUUUUGUGAUUACGGGACAAUAAAUAACUUUGCACAGCAACUGUAAUUUUUCACUGAGCAAAAUCCUUCAGCUAACCAAGCACACAUUUGUCAUCCACACUCAAACAUUUACAAGAUACACUGACUUUGUCAGUUUCACCAGAAAGUUAAUGAUUUCAGUGCUCAGUAAAUCAGAAAGUGAAUGAUAUGACAAACCUCACAUGGCAGUGGAUUCCAGCCAUGAUGCAGCACUUAAGUUUCCUCCUGGACUGCCCUACUGUAGUUGCAGCUAUUUUUAUUUGUGGUAUUGGUGGAACCUUUCAGUAUGGAUUUUGUGUGUCUGUGAUGACGUCCCCCUCAGUUUUUAUAAAAAAGCUGAUCAACAGAACCUGCGUGGAACGCUAUGACUUCUCCUUAGAGGAGUGGCAGGUCUCUCUCAUAUGGUCCUUCACUGUCUCCAUCUUCUGCAUUGGGGGGUUACUGGGGUCGCUAACAGCUGGCUCCUUGACAUCGAAAUUUGGCAGAAAGCGAUGCCUUUUGCUGAAUAAUUUAGUGGCCAUAGCUGGAGCUGUUCUGAUGAUUUUGAGCCAAACAGCUGUGUCUUUUGAGAUGAUCAUGGUAGCACGAUUUCUCUAUGGCGUUAACUCAGGAGUUGGUCUUUCAGCUCAAACCAUGUAUCUCAUUGAAUGCGCUCCUAAAAGGCUCAGAGGGAUGGUCGGCGUGUCUGUUGCCACCUUUCUCUCUUUGGGAAGAUUCUCCGGUCAGCUCUUGGGAAUCAGGGAGUUACUUGGUACAGAGAAGGAGUGGCCUUGGCUCCUUGGAUUUAAUGGUUGCGCAGCGUUGUUCCAGCUCUUCACGUUGCCGUUUCUCCCAGAGUCUCCCAGGUUCCUGCUGCUCGAGAGAGGGGAUAGCCAAGCCUCUGCAAAGGCUUUUAAAAAGCUCUGGGGCAAAAACGACUACAGCAAGGAGCUGGAUGACAUGUUGAAGGAGAAAGCCAGCCUGCACAGUAUUCCUAACCAAUCAGUAUUGGAGCUAUUUCAGAGCCAAUCGCUUCGCUGGCAGCUCCUCACCAUCAUUAUUGCCUUCAUUUCCCUUCAGCUUUCUGGCAUCAAUGCUGUGUACUUUUAUUCAUUUGAAGUCCUCGGUGCAGCAGGAAUUCCACAUGAUAAGUUAGCUUAUGCUGCGCUGGGAACAGGCCUGUGUGAACUCAUCACAUCCACAGCUUGUUUCAUCAUUAUUGAGAGUAUGGGCAAAAAAGUUUUGCUCUACAGAGGCUACAUCGCCAUGUCUGUAACUCUAGGUCUGCUCACCAUCACUGUAUACUUUCAAAAAUCCGUCUCCUGGUUACCAUACUGCAGUUUGGUUCUUGUCUUCUUCUUCAUUUUCUUUUUUGCGAUUGGACCAGCUGCAACAACGGCUCCUCUUCCUGGAGAAAUCCUGACUCAGUCCUUCAAAUCAGCAGGAUACACACUAGGCUGCACCAUCAACUGGAUGGGCCUGUUUGUGCUGGGGAUGCUUUUCCCCAUUCUGGUGGAGAAACUUGAAAGUUUCUGCUUCCUCAUAUUUCUGGUGUUCUGCCUCAUCUGUGGGCUGUACGUCGCGUUCAACGUGCCUGAGACUAAAAACCAAACGGUGCUGGAGAUAGCUGCUGAGUUUGAGAGGAUGCACUGCAAAGAUGACAAGUCACAGAGGAAGAAGCACUCUGAACAGGAUCCCAGUGGAAUCAAAUCCUGUAGUACCAAAUUCUGAUUCAACAAAGAAAAGAGUUUGCUGCUAAAAUUUAUGAGAACAAGGACAACAGAUCACUGUUCACAAAAGUGUCUCAUUCAAAAAAUGAAAGGGCAUUUAUUAUUUUUUAAUUCAUAUUUCUAAACCUUCCUUUUCCCAUAAACUAACAAAUGAGUAAAAGAUACCCUUGCUUAUACGAAGGGAGUCAGUAAAUAACAAUUUAAACAUCUUUUUUUUUAAUGUUUAACAAACUUCUCUUGUUAUAUGUGAAAGCAUUGGUGAAUGGAAGUUGUUCUUUAUUGAAUUAAAGUUACAAAACCUUAAA
Molecule: messenger RNA, 2083 nt
Organism: Oryzias latipes (Japanese medaka)
Lineage: Eukaryota; Metazoa; Chordata; Actinopteri; Beloniformes; Adrianichthyidae
Gene: slc2a11l
Product: solute carrier family 2 member 11, like
Biological process (GO): dehydroascorbic acid transport
Cellular component (GO): plasma membrane
Molecular function (GO): D-glucose transmembrane transporter activity
Source: RefSeq, a predicted model, not a curated record